AUGAGGCUGCUAUUUCUUCUCUUCCUCCUCCUUGUGUGUCUCGCUCAGACAACAUCAGGGCACAAAAGAAAUUCAAACUUUCGUUCAUGUGAGAAAAUGGGUGGCAUUUGCAAGAGUCAGAAAACCCACGGGUGCUCCAUCCUGUCUGCAGAAUGCAAGAGUCGUUACAAGCACUGCUGUAGGUUGUAA
Molecule: messenger RNA, 189 nt
Organism: Grammomys surdaster
Lineage: Eukaryota; Metazoa; Chordata; Mammalia; Rodentia; Muridae
Product: beta-defensin 33
Exons: 2
Coding region: 1-189 (62 amino acids)
Biological process (GO): defense response to bacterium; cell chemotaxis
Molecular function (GO): CCR6 chemokine receptor binding; chemoattractant activity
Source: RefSeq, a predicted model, not a curated record